Molecule: messenger RNA, 319 nt
Organism: Dipodomys ordii (Ord's kangaroo rat)
Lineage: Eukaryota; Metazoa; Chordata; Mammalia; Rodentia; Heteromyidae
Exons: 4
Biological process (GO): mRNA splicing, via spliceosome
Cellular component (GO): spliceosomal complex
Source: RefSeq, a predicted model, not a curated record
GCGCGGGCCACAGCACAGGGGCUCGGCGGCUGGACCGCGGGGCCGUCCUCACGAUGCCGGUCACCGGGAAGAUCUUCCGCCGCCGGCGGGCCGACUCGGAGUCGGAAGAAGAUGAGCAGGAUUCAGAGGAGGUUCGGUUGAAGCUGGAGGAGACCCGAGAAGUGCAGAACUUGAGGAAGAGGCCCAAUGGGGUGAGUGCUGCUGCCCUGCUGGUGGGAGAGAAGGUACAAGAAGAGACUACUCUGGUGGACGAUCCCUUCCAGAUGAAGACCGGUGGCAUGGUGGACAUGAAGAAACUGAAGGAAAGGGGCAAAGAUAA